Molecule: messenger RNA, 201 nt
Organism: Haemonchus placei
Lineage: Eukaryota; Metazoa; Nematoda; Chromadorea; Rhabditida; Trichostrongylidae
Source: the annotation of a GenBank genome assembly
GCAGCUCACUUUGGAUGCGCUGGAACAGAUCUCGUGCGUUUAUUUGUCACAUGCCUAAGCGGAAAACACCGACGAGCACAUUGGGAAGAACUCUUGGAAGUCUUUUAUGGAUAUCUCCUAGAAGAACUUGGCGGUAGAAAAGUGCCAUAUUCGCUUGAACAGGUAAUGGGUCAGAUUAAACUUGAAAUGGAUGGAGCAUAA